UCCAAUCACACAAGAUCGUCUUGUUCGGACGAGUGACACCUCAUCGUUUAGAAUCACUCGGGGAUAUAUGUUCAUCCUUAUUUUCUGAACUUUUCAACAUGAAGAUUCCUUUCCUUGCUUUGGCAUUCCUUGCUGCAACAGCAAAUGCUCAUUUGAAUGAACCAAGGUUUGCUCCAGGGGUGCCCCCGCCACAGCAACAGCACCAUCAACAACCACCUCCACAGCAGCAACAACAACAGUAUCAGCAGCAGCCACCACAACAACAGCAACAACAGUUUCAGCAGCAGCCCCCACAACAACAGCAACAACAGUAUCAGCAGCAGCCACCACAACAACAGCAACAGUACCAGCAGCAACCACCACAGCAGCAGCAGCAACAGUUUCAACAGCAGCAAGUUAAUCAGAUGAAUCAGCAGCAGGUGCCCCCUCCACAGGGAGGUGCACAGCCUGUCCAUGGUGGACACGGUCAUGGACAUGGGGACACAAUGAAGUUCAGCUCCGACAUCCAUAAUGCUGAGCAUGUCAUGGAACAUCUUGAGAACGUUAUUGAAACCAAACCCAAAGACCAGAUGUCUGAAGAAGAACUAGAGUUCCAUUACUUUAAGAUGCAUGACUAUGACAACAACAACAAGCUGGAUGGUGUAGAGAUUGGCAAGGCCCUCACACACUACCAUGCAGAGGGUGAAGCACUAACUGGAAAACGGAAACUUAGUGAUGAUGAAAUUGAAAAGAUUGUCGAUUCUGUCUUGGAUGAUGAUGACUUGGACCAUGAUGGUUAUGUAGAGUAUGUAGAGUUUAUUACUGCUCAGAGGAGAGCCAAGCAUGAAGCUGACAAGGCAGUGCCACCACUUACUGCUCCAACAGACAAUGGACAGGUACAGCAACAAGAACAGCAAGUCCAUGUGCCACAGGACCAGUCCAAGCAGGACGUUGUUGACCAACAGCAACAGCAACUGCAAAAUGAAAUGCAGCAACAACAGCAGCAGCAGCAGCAGAAUGAGCAGCAGUUUCAGGUACAGCAACAAGAACAGCAACAAUUGACUCAGGAUCAACAUCUAUCUCAGCCACAACAGGCACAGGGACAACAAGGUUCACUGGAACAGCAGCAACAGCAACAACAACAGCAGCAGCAACUACAACAGCAGCAACAAGGUUCACUGGAACAGCAGCAACAGCAGCAGCAACAACAACAGCAGCAGCAUCUACAACAGCAGCAAGAACAACAGCAGCAGCAGCAGCAGCAACAAGGUUCACUAGAACAGCAACAGCAGCAGCAGCAGCAAAUUCCUGUAGAACAUGUUCCCGUGCAACAAAUGCAAACUCAAGAGGGAGAACAUGUACCACUUCAAAAUCAAGUUCCUUAGUAAUAAGUAAAUAUCACUUGUGACUUUUUGGGAAUGAGGUCAACCAUUUAGUUUCACACAACAUUUCAUUUUCAAUGAGAGGAAUAUAUCAAAUGUAGUUAGAUUUGUCCCAAUAUUUUCUGCUGCACAUAUACCUUGAAAACCAAAUUGUCAUUCCUUUCAAGAAGUAUAUCAUGUUUUCUGUCUUUAGUUUCUACAAGUGUUUUGUUAUUAGUUUCUGAUGAAUUUCAAAAUGAUCUUGUUGGUGUAAAUAAUAUCAUUUUAAUAAGAUAUAAAAUUACUUGUUUGAUUUAUGUUGCAACUGAAGCAUGGGUUGUUUUAUCAAUGCAUACAUAUACAGUUAGGAUGCAUAAUAUGUACUCUUUAUAUGCUGUUUUCUGUGUUCAGUAUUUUUUAUGCUUAAGAAGUUUAUACUACUUAUAUAUGUUUUCACAACCGUCCAAACAUUUAACAGUCCUUUACACAUAUAUGUUUAUGUAAGAAAGCACUGGUUGGUGUUGACAUUAACAUACUGAUGGUCAUAAGUUGAAGAUGCAUACAUGCUUUAGUCACUAAGAAGAAAGCUCCAUGAACCAGGUCAUCUUCAUAUCCCAACGAAAUAAAUAAAAUAAUGGUAACCUGUAUACACAGUUAUCCGCAGUCUGAAUAUUUCAGUGUUAGUCUGGUGAAUGUAUCCACCAAUUAUUAGGGCAAUGACAACUCUUUAUUCUGUGGACACAGAGCAAUAGAAUCAGUGCAGUGGGAAUCUCGUGACAAUGUCGCCAACUUUGCCCUACAGACAACAAUACAUGAGAUUUAUGUAACUUUUCACUAUAAUUCAGUAUUUCAAAUUUUAGCACACAUAAUUUAAAGUUAUUUGAGCUUAGGUCCUGUUUGUCCCGUGUCCAUUAUUCAUCGUCCAUUGAGUGUCAACCAUCAGAAACAUCUCCUCCUCAGAAACCAGAGGACCAAUGAAGCUGAAACUUCACAUACUUCCUCUCAAUUAAGAUGACGCCCUAAUUUUUUCAUGAGGUUUGACACAACCAGUUUGUUUGAAAAAGUUAUGAUAUUUGGUACAUUUGUAAGUAAUGCUGUGUCUAAACAUGUUCUGUUUUUUGUUAUAUUUUAUAUUUUCACAUUUGCACUUAGACCAUACUGAAAGCUGAACAUCUUUUGGACUUAACUCCACAGCAGGUGAGCUACAGUACUUGUGGCACAAUGUUUCAAUUUGAGACCAUUGGUAUAUUGGUGUCAACAUUUGUCUCCACAUUUACAUUCAUUUUAUAUGUAUAUGAAGUUUAACAUUUGUUACAGUUUGACAGAUACCUGCUUACAUUAAAACUUGUCAAUAAUAUCUGAAGAUAACAAGAUGACAAAAUUAUCAAAUCCAUUGAAGUGGUAACAACUGAUAAGUUUAAAUCAUGUCCAUCUACCUCUGACAAAACUUUUUUUGUUAAUACUUGGUAUGUUCUCUGUUAUUGUAUGAAGGGAUUUGCUUACAUGUGUUACCAAGGUUACUUCAUUUUCUUGAUUUAUGGAAUUCAUCCAAUGAGGCAGGAGAAGACAAAAACAACAAUUGUUAGGGUUUAUUGUUGGUUAAUUUCACUUAAACAGUGAUGGAAACGAAACUUGAACAAAACAAAAUCACAUUUCUAAUCAAAGUGAAGCAUUCUGAUGUUGAAGUAUUUUGUUACUUCCAUGAAACGGGAGUAUGAAAUGAUCUGGCUUUAUUGUUAUCAGUUGACAGUACAACAGAUGCGAUGCCAUGUAUUGGUAUUUACAUAUGAGAGAAAUGGGAGUCAUUGUGAUUAUCUUAUUUGGUAAACACACAACAUUUACAAUGUAUGCAAUACCAUUGAUCACUGAUGGCAAAAUAGCAGUGUAUAUUAUGUAACUAUUGACAUUGUACGUUAUUUAUUGUCAGUGUCAAUACUCUAGGUUCAGUGUAUGUGUGUAUGAUAUAUAUGUCUUGUGAUCCACUGACAGUAACAACACACCACAGGCAAUAGAAACUAUUGACAGUUAGGCCAUGACUCCAGUGUAGUCAUUGGAAAGUCAACACAGAUAAUUUCUUUCUUAAAAUUAAAAUAAAUAUUACGCCAAAUGACGUAAUCCACUAGCAGUGUCACAACAAAUGAUGUCAUGAAAGAUCCAUUAUUUAGGAUUGUUGUUUCUUUUUCAAUAGAUAACAAACAUUUUGACCAUAUUCUGAUAUGCUGUAAUUCAUGUUGGUCUUGAGUUAAUAAUGACUGGUUUCUGGGAUUGUAUUAGUGUUCAUAAAACAGUAAUAACUUUAAGCAUUAUAUUUUAUAACAUAAAGCUGUAUUCAGUAUUUCUACCCAAUUUAUACCAUGAUAAUGGUAAACUCAAAGCAAUUAAAAGUGCAAUAGACCAGUAGUUGUAUAUAUCAGUUUUUUGUUAUACAAAUGAACUCACUGUCAGAUUGGUAAUGUUGAAGGUGAACAUAUGUACACCUGGGAAAAAGUUAAGUACUCCUUUUUAAAAUAUUCUGAACUUUGAUAUUUAUUUUGGAAAUAUCUACAUAUGACAUUAAUCUCAUUGUGAAAAAUGUCUACAAUGCCACUGACAUCUGAUGAAUAUUUGAUAAGAGAAUAUUGAAUAUUGUAUGUUCCUUUCAGAUGGUCCCUAAAACUGGGUCAGUAUUCAAAUAUUAUGCAAAGAAGGAGAUGAAGCAAUUGAGAUGGUAGUCAAAAAAAUAUCACCAUGGAAUGGUUACAAAAAAUGUGUCAUUACAUAACCACUUUCGGUUUUUGUAUGUCAAUAUGAGUACCCAACUAUGUCAACAAAAACAAAUAUGUUUCAUCAGAAAAUAUAUACAUCAUACCAUUUUAGAAUAAAAGUCUAUUUCAUUUGGAAAUAUGGAGUGGUGCUAAAUUAAUUCCUUGUGUAUACUAGUAUCUGUUUACUUAUAGCAGUCAAUUGGGUGAUAAAUAUCCUAAACAUGUUCUUUUUGUUGAUGUAUCUCCAUUUGAUUUCCAACGGUGUUAGUAGUUUACAUGGAAUUCACAUAAGAACAGUGUUGUUGAUAUAAACGAUGACCUGACCGGUCUGGAGAACUGAAGGUGCCUACGAACAAGUAUUCCUUGAACUUUUUAAGACCUUUUUAAUAAAUGAUUAGCCUAUUUAUACGUUUGUACAAUUUAAAUAUAUGUGUGGAUUACAAUUGAUCUGAGCCAAGGCAAAUAGUGUUUGACCUUGCUACUUCCAAAAAAAUGCUUUCUUAUAAAUACAUUCAUACACAACCCCUAUAGUUAGUCAAAUUGGUACUACACAUUUUUUGAAGUGGUUGAAGUCGUACAUCUUUUGGUAAAUCUUUUGUUUGAGAAAGGGCGGUUGGGUAGCCUAGUGGUUAAAGCAUUCGCUUGUCACGCCGAAGACCCGGGUUUCGAUUCCUGACAUGGGUACAAUGUGUGAAGCCCAUUUCUGUUGUCCCCACCGUGAUAUUG
Haliotis rufescens (red abalone) is the source of this 4810-nucleotide messenger RNA. Its product is annotated as GATA zinc finger domain-containing protein 10-like. NCBI's taxonomy places the organism in Eukaryota, Metazoa, Mollusca, Gastropoda, Lepetellida, Haliotidae. The record is from RefSeq and is a predicted model, not a curated record. The transcript has 4 exons. The coding region runs from base 99 to 1364 and encodes 421 amino acids. Gene Ontology annotation, molecular function: calcium ion binding.